AUGGCCAGUAAAAACAAAACUUCCGAUGGCCUUACUAAAGGUAAAACUACAGAGUCUCUGUGGGCGAAGGCAUUUACGAGUAAUGCUGAAUGGCCCGAUAAGGAGGAAUUUUUGGAUGUUAUUUAUUGGAUGAGACAGGCUAUGGGCAUUGUUCUAGGUCUUUGUUGGGGACUAUUACCUUUAAAGGGAUUUGUUGGAUUGUUAUUAUUUGUGGUUGUGAAUGCAGGUGUGAUAUAUCUUUAUGUAAGCAAUUAUCAGAAUAUUGAUGAGGAGGAAUAUGGUGGAAUGUGGGAGAUUACAAAGGAAGGCUUUAUGACAUCUUUUGCAGGUUUCUUGGUGACAUGGAUAAUUAUGUACACAGGCCUACAUAACAGUGACAAUUUA
Iphiclides podalirius (scarce swallowtail) is the source of this 384-nucleotide messenger RNA. Lineage: Eukaryota; Metazoa; Arthropoda; Insecta; Lepidoptera; Papilionidae. The record is from the annotation of a GenBank genome assembly.